UCGACUGACACAAAUUCAGCAUGAAUAUUUUCAAUAUGUAAUCGUAGAAUUCUAAGCGAUUUUCCUACAUGAUUAGAAUUUUUAAAAACUAGUAAUAAUACUGUUAUAGAUAUCUUUAAUUUUUUUACUUUUGUGAGCGGAAUCAGUGGAAUGUAAUAUUUUUAUAAAUAAACAAUGUUUUAUAGGAUAAAUUUAUUGUGACCGUUAAAUUAAUAUACCGCAUUUGUACCGAUUCCGGGUGUUGUAAUAUUGUUAUUUAAAUAAAAUGCCAUUAGGGAAAAUAUGAGAUACAACAAGCAAGAGUUGGUUGCGUUAGCAUCCCAAACUUCUAAUAAGUUUGACCGAGAAGGCGUUUUAGUAUUAAAAGAACGUCAGGAUGGUUUCUUUCGAAGAUCUGAAGGAUGUUCAGUGCGUUGGUUUCGUCUUAGAGGCAACUUGCUGUUCUAUUUAAAGGGACCAGAAUCAUGGUAUGAGCCUAUGGGAGUCAUAGUUUUAGGGAACCACCAAGUUAAAUUGCUAUCACAGGAUGAGAAUGGACAUUGGCCAUUUCAAAUUGUGUGGGAGAACGGAGUAUGCUACAGGAUGGCGACGUUUCACGAAUCCGAACGUACCUUAUGGCUGAAAGCCAUACAGUUAGCGUCAUAUGAGAAUAUAAAAUCGCAGGUUGCAGAUUUGAAGGAAAGACUGAACAAGAUCAGACCUAUUGUAGAUAUAGUGAACUAUCGAUUACAGAGGGGUAUAGUUAUUGAUAUGAAUGAAGUCCCACUAUGCGAACUAGCACUAUCAUGUGACAAUCUAAUAUGCGACGCGCACGGUCGGCCGCCGACGCCUCUCAUUGUUAUCUUCGUGAAGUACCCUAAGGGGCUCUGCGUUAGAUAUGGAGCUACUGAAAUUGUUGAGACAUGCAGCAAUCCGUGUUUCUCUAAGACGAUACUGUUCCGCGCGAGCGAUGGUCUCACGGGCGAGGCGCUCGUGCGGAUAGUUGUUUACGACGUGAAGGAACGAGUCUCCGAGACCGCCUUGCCUAUGGGAUUUGCGGCACUCCAACUCAGCACUAUACAGGAAGCACAGAGACUACGCGUGGCUUUACAAACGCGAGAAAAUCGCCCGGUUGGCUUCGUCACCAUAAAUGGAUGGAGUCUCGAGCCGUCAUACAUAGGCACGAGUCCCAGCCAUACAAACGAUAAAAACUGCAUAGACAUACCACAGAAAGUACUCUGCCAUAGACGGUCGCAGUCACUCCCUCCGAGACUAGGCCUCAAGUUGAAGUUUCCAUCAUAUGGGAGUUUAUUAAAGCAGAACUUUGCUAAUAGUCACCAAGUGACAUAUAGAUUUCAUUCGGGUCUCGGCGGAGAUAUUACGGUCCACGAAAUCAUGGCAGAACCAAAGUUGUGUUACCAGAUGCCGAUGCAGUUGUUAGACAUUUACAUCCAACGAGAAAAGGAACUUCUCGAGGAGUUAUUGUCAGUGGGCGAGAUGUGCAGCCAGUGGCAGGCCCGGCAGCUGGAGCUGGUCAACAUUCACGUGUCACUGCUCAAACACUACUGUCACUCCAAGCUCUGCAUGCAGCAAGUGGACAGUGCCUAUUUCAAGCCAAGCAGCAGGAAAGACGAUGCCAGCCUAGAGUUCGCGCCAAUAAACUUGCACCUGCAACGGAUGUGGGUACACAACGAUACGCUGAACAAGACCGGCUUCCAUGAUAUUAUCACCGCCGGUGCGUUCGCUGCUCAUACCCAUAGAGCUGAACGGAGCCGAGGGCUAAUCACACUAGUACAGCAAGUGAAGGACGUGAACAGCACGAAGGCCGAGUGGAAUUCGGCCACGAAUAAGAUACAAGCGGAGUACGAAAACGUGGUGGCGGUGAGGAGACUCCGCGAGCAGCUGGCCGACGACCUCGACAGGCUGCUGAUGCUGUUGCUGGCGAGGCAGAAGGCGGAAGCGGUGGCCGUUCUGGAAAGUGUUAAGAGUAAAGUAAAAAGUUUGCUCGCAUUAUGGGAGCCGACUGCUGUCGAAGAAUCUUUGUCGUUUAUCGGAUGGCCAGAUGAUAACUACAACGAUGACAACGAUAAUCAGGUGAUGUCAACUAUUGUGAAAUUAACAGAACAGUUAACGGUGUUCGACGUGAUGAGCUCCGAUUGCGACACGUUCGACGCCUCCUCUAGUUCUUCCUCCAAGGAGACCUCCCCCACUGUGGACUACCCGAGCCUCUCCUCCAGCGUGCCCAACAUAUGCCCCAAUUGUACCCACAAGGACGCAAGAGCAGAAGCCACCGAACUGCAUUUCCAUAACAAUUACUUCAAAACAGAAAAGAAGGAACGUAGCAGUUUGAAUCUGUCGUUCAGAUCGGUCCGGUCACUAGCGAAGCCCCGUCUCAAUGAUACGCAGAGUCUGUCAUUCGAUAACAACAAAGUGAGGCACGGAAGCCUCAGGAAUGAUUACAAGUGCUCCGCUUCUUUGGAACAAGUUUCGUAUAGAAGUUUGAUGAGCAGUCUCAAUGGCGACAGGAAAAAGGGCACCGAGCACAGACGGGAAUCGAUCCCGUUCCCGGCGCAGGACCCCACAGUCCGUGAGCACCACUUGGCGUAUCUUCGCGGUGUUGGCAGCAACGUUGAGGAGGCGCUCACGUACGUCGCUGCCGGGGUCGCGACCGCUGCUGUUGAUUAUGAUGUUUCUACAUCAGAAGAGCACCUGGAACAGUUGAAGUCUCACAUGGAGUCACUGAAGUGUAGUACAGGCGAGGUGGCCAGGUGGCUACGGGUGUCGCACGCGGCUCUCCGGCUCAGGUACGAAGCACCCAGCUGGGCGAAAGAGCGGGCCGCCCUACAAACAAGAAGAGACACGUGCUUCUCCCAAGCGUUGACGACAGUAACAACGGGUUUGCUGUGCUGGCUGUGCUCAGUGCCAGGCGACGUGGUGGUGAAACUGCUCAGCACCGGUCUCGGCCCACUGUGCGGGUUCGAAGCCUUGCUCAGCUUGUAUUCAACCGAAAAGGCGAUGUGGGGCGACAUGGUGGUCGCUGUGGAGGACCUGCAGACUGUUGUGUUCACGCUAACUAAAGUUGGGCACAGUAACACCGCGAUACCUCAAGUUUCCGGCAGCAGGGGAGCGCUGACAGUGUAUCUACCCGUGUCCGAGUCGCUGCACUCCAAAUUCACGUCUAAAGAGCACCUGUCAUUCACAAUAACGGCGGUGCUGUUCAACAUCGGUAUUAAUGAGAAGGCGACAUUAGCGGAGGCGCUCGGCGAGACCACGCCGCAGUAUCAUUCCAACAGCGACAACCUGGACCGGCUCAAUAAAUAUUACCACAAGUACUGCAAGGUGUUUCCAGCCGAUCAUGCGACCAGAGCUUCGCCAAGAACGAAACCGUUGGAGGAGGUGAUGGAGAAUCUAAGGAUAGUGGUACACAAGAAGGUGCCGAAGAACGUAGAGGUGUUACAUUUAUCGGCACUGGCGACCAGGCUCAUGAAUGGCAUAAGGUUCACAUCGUGCAAGAGCGCUAAAGACCGCACAGGGAUGUCAGUUACUUUGGAGCAGUGUUCAAUCCUGGCCACCGAAUACCAUCUCGCUGAACAUGAAAUGCAGAAGGCACUCAGUAUUAUGCGCAGCGAGGGCUGUCGACGAGAGAACACACACAAGAACAUCGGGGUGAGGAAGUACGCGUUCACCAAGAAGCAAGUGAUGGCCCUGCCUCAAGAUUAUCGCCCGCCAGCUGGAACUUACGGCUCUUCGCAGACAUAAGUAUUUACAUGCGGUGAAUGUACCACGAAUAUCAAUACUAUAGUAACUAAAGUUCAAUAUGAGAUUAUGAACACGGGUAUAAUUUAAUAGACAUAUUGGUUCUUAAACUUUCGAGGCCAUAGAAUACUUAAUAAAUUAUUUUUUGUAGUUAACCCUACCUAGUGUCUCGUGCAGAAUUAUUAAAAAAAUUGUUUUAUAAAACAAUUUGUUUCCAAAUAUAUAUUUAUGACCUAAAAUAUAGAAUAGGCACGUAAAUUUGACAUAUUGCACGUAAAAUUUGUUUAACCAGUCAUGCCAACAUGACAACAGUUACCACAAACGUAUUUGUUAUUAUUGUAUUCCCAUAAGAUGAUGGUGAACCAGUAAAAUAUUAACUGACCCGAUGGAAUGCGGACACAAUUCAUAUCUAACGAGUCACUGAUGACGUUUAUUGUUUGUUUAUAAUUGGAAAUGAUGCUGUGAAAUAGCCUUAAUUGUACAACAAUGUACAGUCAACGUUAUUUUAAAUUGUUACAACGAUUCUAAGGUGUUUUUGACGUUUUGACGCGUGCAAAAAAUCCGCAAAUAAUAAUAAUUAACGUCGAAAAUGCUGCCGUAUCACGCCAGACUGUUUCACUAUAAAUAACAAUAUAAAUUAAUUUUAUUAUGUUUAAUUUUCUAAUCAAUAAUUAAUAUGUUUUUUUUGUGAAUUUACGAGUAUAUUGUUGGCUGUAUAUUGUAAACUAUUAUAUACCUUUUUGUAAUGGUGUAAGAAACAUUAUUAUAUUUGUACACGAUACAAUAUUCCCAAUAACCUAGAUAAUAAAUAGCAGUUACUUCGGAGUUAAUAAUAAUCGAUUAUUGAAUCUUUCAAGAUCCAAUUUAGUAUUGAAUUCCAAUAAAAGGCUUUGGACAUAUUGUAAUACACCGCAUGUUUGUUGGAAGGUUGCCGAUAUGGUAAUAGCGUAUAUAUUAUAUUUAGAAUACAAUUGACGGUUUUGUAAUUUUUCGUGCCACGGUACGAUAUCGUACCAUUUUACUGGCACGAGAUCAUAGAAUAGUAAAAUAAAAAAAAAUAAAAAUUCUUACAUGUAUACGAUAUUGUGGAAAAUUGAAAGCGUCUCCAUACAAUUGCAUACAGUUUGCUGUGAUAUUUAUAUCUUGAUGGUAAAAUCGUACGAUAUCGUGUUGUGCUGUGGUAAAUAAAAAAAAAAAAAACGUCUCUUUAUUAUGGUUUGUACUGAAAAAAAAGUAAAAACGUCGUGUGAACUGUUGUAUAGCAGAUAUAUGCUGUAUUACCACAUUAAUAAGAUUUAUCCUGCAAGAAAAUAUGCAGUGUGUUGCUAUAUGAAUGGGGCCAUAACCUGUCGACGAACGUCACGAUUUGGCACACUAUCGGUCUUUAAUUGAUGUGUGGAUGCGACUCUUAUAUUCUUUUUACGCACUCUUUUGUCAUUAAUGUUUUUUCAUGGUUGUAUAAUUUUCUGGCUCUUGCUUUUUUGUCUCAUUUGUGCUGUAAAAAGUUUGUAAAGAGUCGGUACUAACACAUCUAGCUGACAAGUUAGUAUAGGUGGUUAAGGACCCAUAUUUAUUUAGAAUUUUUUUAACUUCCUUAAAAAGAGACUAAUGUUUUGGACUUCACCCUGCAUUUGUAUUGUCUUGCCUUAACCUCUCAAAUGUUUUGUCUAAAUGGUACGUCUAUAGUUAAACUUAUUGACAAGUUUAACUGCGUAAUAUAAAAAGAGAUCAAUCCAGCAAUCCGUUUUACCGAUUGUGUACUAAAUCCUAACGUCCAUAAACAAUUUUAAAGAUACGUUCCAGAUAUUUUUUUUUAAUUAUACUAUAGGAACUUUAUUUUAUGUACAUACAUAAUUUGAUUGAAUGAAAUAUAUCCUACUUCAGAGAUGUGCCAAUAAUUAUAUGGUAUACAUAAUUAGGAUUAAAAUAAAGCGUAAAUAGAUUUAUAUUUCACUUACUGCAUUUAUCUAUCGCAGUUCUGAAUGAAAUGAACAUUUACAGUAAGAGAUGGUAACACUAUAAAAUAAUUUAUUUUUCUGUUAAACUUAAAACUUUUUUAGCAUGGUUUUACGCAGCGUUAUUCGCGCGUAUCGAUAAAUUCCUGUUCGCUUGAAGAUUUUCUAUAUUAGUCAGUGAUAAUUCUAGUCUAUAUUACUCAGAGAUACGUCUAGGUAUCUCUUAAAUUAGGGUCAGAUUUGGAGAAAAAUCUUUUUUGAAUUAGCCUCAUUAUGUCUGAGUUAGAAAAAAGUUAGAAGUAAAUUAUUGUAGAAAUUCUGUUUGAAAAGUUAAAAGGGUGUCUAUGCAGAGUUGGUGAUAAAAGAAAAUAAAAACUUACCAUACGUGAAGAAUGUAGAGGCGGAGAGAGCACGUCCUUGCCUAUAGUUGUGAAUUGUUAUAAAAAUUAGAAGCCAUAACAUAUUUAAAAUAAAUAUAAUAAUAAUAAUAAUUAUUCAACUUUACCAGAGGAAGAUUUUCUACAAAAGUCGUUGGUUUGGGUGCUUCUGUCCCAUUCAUGUUUCUACCGUGAAGUAGUUGUGUUUACAUGGCUGUGUUUCGGUUUAAAGAGUGGGUUAUGGCAGUGAAUUUACAAAAUACAGAGGAAUAACACCUUAGUUCUUAGAAAUGGCGACGCAUGGGGGGUAUCAUGGGCGAAACAGUAUACUCUGUUAUGUCCACGAUACUGCUCAUGUCUAUAGGCGACGGUUACCUUUCCAUCAAGUGGGACGUUAGCUUAUUAGCCAUUCUAAGUUGAUUAAAAACUAUUUUGAGUAAAUUAAGGAUACCUAUUUCAUUAUAUUAUUUUAAUUAAUUUUAAAAUGAUUUAUGUCGAAUUUUUUUUAAAUCGUGUUUUUAAUUCGUUCUUUAGUUAUGUUUAAAGAUCAAACACUAUUAUUACGUGCAGUAUUAUAUAGUGGUGGUAACAGUUAAUAAAACUUUUGAAUCAACUUCCAGCAGCAGUAUUUCCGAACCGAUACGACAAUAUAACCUUCAAGAAAAGAGCAUAUUCCUUUUUAAAAGGCCGGCAGCACACCUGCAAUGCCGUAGGUGUUGUGGGUGACCAUGGGUGGCGGUAGUCACUUACCAUCAGGUGAGCCGCAUGCUCGUUUGCUACCUGUGUUUUAAAAAAAAAGGCAAAAUUAACUAAAAUUGAGAUAACACCUGUCAAAGUUCAAUUAUGUUUAUUAAAUCGAUUUACAAUGAUGCACAACUAUAUGCCAAUAGUCUAUGCCAUCGAGUAUGCGUCUAGAUUAUUCGGAUGUUGAUCUCUGAAGAUUACAAAACCUGCAUAGGUGCCCUUGUUAGAGAUGGAAGACGAUACUUCUAUGUACAUAUGUAAAUGUAUAUAAGCCUAUAUAAAACAUUGAUCGUUAGUAUAUAUAUAUGUAACAAUAAAAUAUUGCAUAGUCAAUAAUUCAUUAAUCAUAAAUACAGUACUUAUACCGGCUUCUUCCAAUGUAGAUGCCAAGAAAUAUUAGAAGUAUUUUUAAUAAGUAUUAUAUAAAAUUUUAAUGGAAAAUAAAAAUACGCGGCACGAAAAUGAAUUCUAUAUUAUUAGACUUUGUGUCUUUGUAAUAUGAUUUUAAUAUCGCUUUAGGCAUUCCGCGGCGUGAUAGGAAUAGAAUUUGUCAAACAUAGUCACUCACGUCAAACAUAGAAUAAACCUAUAACGAGUGAAUAUUUUUAUCUCUUUUUGUCUGCCUUCAAUAUAAUUGGAAAGAAAGUGACAAAACAUAUGAAUAUAAACAGUAAUGUUUAUUGGACAUUGCGAUGUAACAGUAGGGUUUGUGUUUAUACAUUUAAUUAGAUUUUAGGUCUAUUUUUUCGAUUUCGAUUUAAAAGCUUUUUUAGAAAUUUCUGUACUUAAAUUUUGUUUUGUUUUUCAUUUAUUAUUAUCAUAUAGAGAAAUUUAGGAAAAUUAAUUCAACACAUAUUAUUAUUAAGUUUAGUGUUUUUGAAAAUUGAUUUCAACAAUGUUAGCUAAUCUGUGCGUAAAGCUAAUAUGCGUAAUUAAUAAAUUCGGUACUUAAUUUUUUUUGUUUAUCAGGUUUUAUUAUCAUUUAAAGAAAUGCGAUGAACUAUUCUUUUUUCUUAUAAUUAUAUUUUUAUGCUUACUAUUUGUAAACUUACAAAUUCCUACGCAAACUGUAGCAUAGGAUUGUGGAAUAACCUCUUCCGUGAUGUGUUCCAUUCAUUCUAUAACUUGGGAUCCCUUAAACAUAUCCUAAAAAGCAUUUAGUAAGUCGGUACAGUGCCGCCAACCGUUGACAGUAGAAUAUUCCUUUUUCGGUUGAUCAUAUUCAAGGAAUUACAUUGUCUGUAUGUUCGCUCACAAUGCGGUCACAUGUCGUGUUAAUAAAAUUGCAUUGUUUUAUUAAUUAAAGUAAUAAAUUGAACGCGGGAUUUGGUUUAUGCGAAACCAGUUUCUUUACCGUUAUGUUACCGGGGUUAUUAAUAUAUAUAUAUAUAUAUAUAUAUAUAUAUA
Molecule: messenger RNA, 8218 nt
Organism: Galleria mellonella (greater wax moth)
Lineage: Eukaryota; Metazoa; Arthropoda; Insecta; Lepidoptera; Pyralidae
Product: inositol polyphosphate-4-phosphatase type I A-like
Exons: 19
Coding region: 283-3738 (1151 amino acids)
Cellular component (GO): cytoplasm
Molecular function (GO): phosphatidylinositol-3,4-bisphosphate 4-phosphatase activity
Source: RefSeq, a predicted model, not a curated record